CACGAGUUUGCAACAACAGAGCUUUGCCGCCAUGAUGCAGCACGCCGGUAUUUUUGGUAGUAUUUGUAUUUGAGUUAUACUUUCGAUUCGUCUACUCUACAGUUCUCUUUUCAAUAUCGUUCUCAUCUAGGAUCAGUCCCUGGUAGUUGCUUGUUCUGGUGUGCUUUCUAUAUUCAUCAAUGGAUUGUGCGCCGGCUAGAGCUGCUAGUUCUUCGUCUCUAAUGAAUAACGGGCAAGUAGUUGUACUAGGCCGAGGGUAGUACUAUGUAUACUAUAAAAAUGUGCAGGCACUAAAAAUAAACUUGCGGGAAGGUAUAAAAAUUGCAAAACAGCAUUUACUUUUAUCGGCAUCAUCGGCAAAACAGGUUACGGCGCAUCUUCCGCGACCGGCGCGGGGGCCAAUUCUAGCACGGGGGCUACACUCACGUCUGUUAUCCACUAUAGAUCGAGGAAGUUUCUUGAUGAUUGUACCGUCAUACACGACAACGUGCGUUAAGUUGUGUACGUAGUAAUGACAAACCUGCAUGUUGAAAUGGGUGUAUGAUUUGUUUUCGUAGCCUGUACUAGCCAGGAGAUUAAGCCCCCACCGAGGAUCUUCAUUCUGAUUGAAAUUUCCAUAUGACCAGCACAACAUCUGGUACGUCUUUGUUUUCUUGUGCGGUACACGAAUCGAAGAGCUUUUGCAUUAAACUCUGCAUAACGUCACCAAGCGCAAGCGUAAGCAGCAGGAUAAUCCAAACCGGCGGUACAACAAAACCUUCUGGCAACCACCUGGUUCGCCACGCGCACAGCAAAACGCCCCGCGGUCGCGUUGGCAUGAUUUCCUCCCCCGCUUCUCCGAGCCGGCCGCUCGGCGCACAGCGCAAAUCCAACUCCUGCCCGGACAUUGCGGCCAUGGGUGGGGCAGCAAGCUCGGAGCAAGAGGACAUGCGGCAAUUGGGUGGCAACAGCACCUAUCAGAUGUAAAUAUGUCUGGGUCUGGAAGAUUGCAAGAUUUGCCAUGUUAAUCUGGUAUGACUCUGCACUCUGUAUUGCGUGGCCACGAAUAGCCUCUCUCGCCUGGUGCCAUGCAAAAACGCAGUUUCUCAUGCGGAAUGCGCAGCACAGAGGCACGAAAAAACUUGUCAUGCUUGGCUCCGCAUUACAGUUCACCUCUUGUGUACUGACUUGCAUCACAAGUUUCCAGACCCAGACAUAUUUGCAAUGCAUAGCACCAGCGGCCACGCGAGCCAAAUGUCUACCGAUGGCAUGAGCAAUGUGGCGGUCGGGUGUCGCUCG
Messenger RNA from Amoebophrya sp. A120, 1278 nucleotides. The record is from the annotation of a GenBank genome assembly. Lineage: Eukaryota; Dinophyceae; Syndiniales; Amoebophryaceae.